Messenger RNA from Aaosphaeria arxii CBS 175.79, 2613 nucleotides. RefSeq lists its product as uncharacterized. Lineage: Eukaryota; Fungi; Ascomycota; Dothideomycetes; Pleosporales. Bases 213 to 2486 code for a protein of 757 amino acids. The record is from RefSeq and is a predicted model, not a curated record. Gene Ontology annotation, biological process: regulation of transcription by RNA polymerase II. Gene Ontology annotation, molecular function: RNA polymerase II cis-regulatory region sequence-specific DNA binding; DNA-binding transcription factor activity, RNA polymerase II-specific. The transcript has a single exon.
UCUCUUACGCACACAUACCUAUACCUAUACACGUACCGAACACGUCCGGCGUCAUCGCAAUCUCCCGCCAACCUCGACCUCAACUUCACCGGACCGACGGCCAUUAUCCACCUCAACCAUAAAAUCACCCAUUCCCACACGCGAUUUUACGCGUCAUUGCUUCUCACCUACUCAGAAAAAGGUCCUCGGAGACCUUGUCGGCCAUCCUCGCCAUGGCUACAACGCGUCGACAACCCCCUCUGCAGAUUUUUCAAGACCCGAUCCCCUCAACUUCAGCCUCAAAUGAUCAUCACGACGUAGCCGCGUACGAGCCUCACCUCCUCGAUGCCUUCGGCUCAGUCACCGACGUGUCGUAUGACCAUCACACCCUCCUGGAGCCUCCGCACACCUUUGAGAACGCGCCUUCGCCACAGAAACUGCGUCACGUCUCCAGCUCACCACCCCCCGCCGCUCUCGCCGAAAAGGGCCUCAACAUCGUCUCCAUUCCCCCUCCACAAGAGCAGUCUUUCCGCACCGACGCGCCGUUGAAGAAGGCUCAGCGACCCAUCCCCAGGCAAUCUCACGCCAUGGCGGCCGCCGCCGGCAACAGGCAGCCAAUGUUCAAUUCUUUCAACUACGACAAAGAGAACAGAUACGCGACCAGUGCAAGCCAGCCUCUGCCGGACCUCGCCAACUUUCCCGCCGCCGCCGCCGCAGAGCCACCCAUCAAAGGAGGCCACAAGCGCACCCUCACCGAUACGGCGCCCCUCCGCGACAGAUCAAAGAAGCAGAAGGUCACCGCCCGCGAUGCCCUCGGCGACGAGAACUUCUCGUUGCCCGAACCUGAUCAGAUGCCAUCCGUCGAAGAUGACGGUGCCAAGCCACCAUACAGCUAUGCGAAUCUCAUCGGAAUGGCCAUUCUUCGCGCACAGAACCGCCGCCUCACCCUCGCCCAAAUCUACAAGUGGAUCUCUGACACCUUUGCCUUUUACCGCAACACCGCCGACAUGGGCUGGCAGAACAGCAUCCGCCACAACCUCAGCCUGAGCAAGUCCUUCUCCAAGCAGGAGCGUCCCAAAGACGACCCAGGAAAGGGUCAUUAUUGGGUCAUCAAUCAGGGUUUCGAGAAGCAAUACCACAAGGUCAAGUCCACUCGACGUCCUACUAAUCCGGAUGGCUUCCUCCCCUACCCUGGUGACCUGGUCCGUCCGUCCACAGCUUCGGCUAGUCUGCCACCACCCCCCAUGAGUGUUGUCAAAAGCAUUGACUCCAGCAAAUUUCCCGAAGAGACGGAGCUGUCUUCGGACGCCACCAUCCCCUGUUCCGAUUCUGGCAUCCACGACGGGGAGGAUCCGGAACGUUCGAUGCCUCCUCCACGUCAGAUCCCAUCGUCACCACCACCGGCCGACAUUCACUCCUCACCUCCACCACCCGUCACACGCAGCAUGCGUGACGAUACUCCGCCUCGUGCACCACGCUUCCCUGCCCACAGCAGUCGGUCUGGCGGACGCAAGAGGAAGUUCAAUGGCCUCGGUGAUAGUGGUUACUACUCGUCCAUCGAGUCGUCGGCCAUCAAAGGCAACCCCCUCGGACCACUCCUCACCUCUGAGGCCGACCACGAUCGACCCAGCAUCAAGCGUGGCCGCGCCGAGGAGGAGAUUGCUCGCAUCCGUGGCUCUUCGUACGACUCUCCGACGAAGACCCGCCCCCAUAUGAAGCAGCCUGCCGCCGCCCUCAUCUCGUCCCCAUUCCGAGCUCCCCCCAAGGAAGGACGUGGUCCUCUAACGCCCGCAAUCGUGUUCAAGCGUCCUGCUCUGCCACCUGCUUCGGCGUCGCCCAACACGAACCUUCGCAACCACAGGCAGCGCAUGCGUGAGCUCGUCGGUGGUUCGCCCGACAAGGACCUUACCAUGUGGAUCGACGCUAAUUUUCUCAACACUAAUAACUCGCAAUCCUGGAGCCCUGCUGUUUCCAUUCCUAACGAUGAGAACGUAAACCUCAUGGGCGAAGGCUUCGAGAGCACCUUUGACGUCUUCGGCGAUAUGUAUCACGAGUCGCCCCUGAAGCGAUCGGCCAAGCGUCCGCGACUGGAACGUGCUGCCACCACCACAGGCAUCCUUGCCGACAUCACUGGCCUGAAGCCAAACAUGUCGCCCACUCCCAAUUGGAAGUCUCCCUUCCUCAACAUUCCUGCUUUCUCUCCUGCGCGUCAGCAGUCACCCAAGAAGAGCGUAACCUCGAAUCCUCUAGCUUCGAAUGCUCUCACUGACUUCCCACUUCCACCGGCUGGGCCGAGCCGCAGUGGUGCUGCUACGACCGAGAUGCCUCAGACCAAUAAUGAUGAUGACAUCUUCCACCUUCUUCACAGCGACGAGUCGGAGCCUGGCAUCGACUUGCUGCAGGGCUUUGAGAAGAUUGGCGCCCGGGCAUCGGUCGUUGCUCCCAAUGGCUCGCCAUCCAAAGCACCUCGACCCAGUCUCCAACGCAGCACCACGACGCGUUUUUAGACGCGUUUCUACGACCUCGACCUCCUUUUGCCUCUUGAAUGUCCUCUUCUGAUGACGUAACGAGUUGGCUUCUUGAUUACUUCCCCUCAACGCGUACUUGACGCGCUUCUGAACAAGAUCUUUUUAU